AUGAUUGUCCCCCAAACAUUCAAAAAGGUGUUACUGACAAAGGAAGGUACAAUCAAGACAGAAAGAUUUACUGUGUCUGGCCGUAAGAUUCCUCUCCUAGAAAUAAGGACACGCAUGCUUAAAGAGCAUGAAUCACUGGGUUUACUACGAAUUCAAAGUGAUGACUACUUUACUUCCAUGACAAAUGCUGAAGUCAGAACCAGACUUAUGCAGCUUGGUGAGGAUGCAACAACAGGGGAAGAAAGUGAAAUUGAGGCUAAAGAGCGACUAAAAGCAAUGGAAAGAAAGCGGCACCUUAUGAUUUGGGGCGACAACUCAACCUUGCUUAACCAUGGUCACAUUCUACUGACAGUUAAUUCAGUUUAUGAUGAGGCCCUAUACUUCACCAAUGAAGAAAUGAAGGCUAAUGGCAAAGGGGACAUUGAUGUGCAGUCUGUCGUUGAAAGACCUCAUGUCUAUAUCCUGGAGUGAUGCGGGUCCUCUGAAGUUGAUCAGCUAGGCUACAUUAACACCAGAAAGGACUGUUUACAGAGUCUGGAUAUCAAAAUAACCACAUCAAAUGGAGUCGAGAUUACUGACAUAGUGCGUUUUUUUCAUGGUGAUGGCCCCCAGCAACAAUUUGAGGCUGGUGAACAGAAAGGUGGAAAUGCUGGAUGUGCCAGUUGUAGCAGUGAUGCAAGGAUGUACAAAGAUCUUGCAGUUUCUUUUUCAAGACCUCACCUUACUCUCUCAGAACGGCUAAAAAAAGUUCUACAGGGGUCUGCUGUAAAAAAAAUAUAA
Molecule: messenger RNA, 780 nt
Organism: Porites lobata
Lineage: Eukaryota; Metazoa; Cnidaria; Anthozoa; Scleractinia; Poritidae
Source: the annotation of a GenBank genome assembly